Messenger RNA from Petromyzon marinus (sea lamprey), 2431 nucleotides. The record is from RefSeq and is a predicted model, not a curated record. NCBI's taxonomy places the organism in Eukaryota, Metazoa, Chordata, Hyperoartia, Petromyzontiformes, Petromyzontidae.
AUGGCCCGGUCCCAGCAGCAGCAGCGGCAAACAGCAUUGGGGACGCGCGUGGCCAGCAGCAAAGCAUUGGGAGUGUCUCUGGUUCUAGUGGGAGUGUCUCUGGUUCUCGUGGGGGUGUCUCUGGUUCUAGUGGGGGUGUCCCUGGUUCUAGUGGGGGGGUCCCUGGUUCUAGUUGGGAGUGUCUCUGGUUCUAGUGGGAGUGUCUCUGGUUCUCGUGGGGGUGUCUCUGGUUCUAGUGGGGGUGUCCCUGGUUCUAGUGGGGGUGUCCCUGGUUCUAGUGGUGGGAGUGUCCCUGGUUCUAGUGGGAGUGUCCCUGGUUCUAGUGGGGGUGUCUCUGGUUCUAGUGGGGGUGUCUCUGGUUCUAGUGGGAGUGUCCCUGGUUCUAGUUGGGGUGUCUCUGGUUCUAGUGGGGGUGUCUCUGGUUCUAGUGGGGGUGUCUCUGGUUCUAGUUGGGGUGUCUCUGGUUCUAGUGGGAGUGUCCCUGGUUCUAGUGGGGGUGUCCCUGGUUCUAGUGGGGGUGUCCCUGGAUCUAGUGGGGGUGUCUCUGGUUCUAGUGGGGGUGUCUCUGGUUCUAGUGGGGGUGUCUCUGGUUCUAGUUGGGGUGUCUCUGGUUCUAGUGGGGGUGUCUCUGGUUCUAGCGGGGGUGUCCCUGGUUCUAGUGGGGGUGUCCCUGGUUCUAGUGGGGGUGUCUCUGGUUCUAGUGGGGGUGUCCCUGGUUCUAGUGGGGGUGUCUCUGGUUCUAGUGGGGGUGUCCCUGGUUCUAGUGGGAGUGUCUCUGGUUCUAGUGGGAGUGUCCCUGGUUCUAGUGGGGGUGUCCCUGGUUCUAGUGGGGGUGUCUCUGGUUCUAGUGGGGGUGUCUCUGGUUCUAGUGGGGGUGUCCCUGGUUCUAGUGGGGGUGUCCCUGGAUCUAGUGGGGGUCUCCCUGGUUCUAGUGGGGGUCUCCCUGGUUCUAGUGGGGGUGUCUCUGGUUCUAGUGGGGGUGUCCCUGGAUCUAGUGGGGGUCUCCCUGGUUCUAGUGGGGGUGUCUCUGGUUCUAGCGGGGGUGUCCCUGGUUCUAGCGGGGGUGUCUCUGGUUCUAGCGGGGGUGUCCCUGGUUCUAGUGGGAGUGUCCCUGGUUCUAGUGGGGGUCUCGCUGGUUCUAGUGGGGGUGUCUCUGGUUCUAGUGGGGGUGUCUCUGGUUCUAGUGGGGGUGUCUCUGGUUCUAGUGGGGGUGUCUCUGGUUCUAGUGGGGGUCUCGCUGGUUCUAGUGGGGGUCUCGCUGGUUCUAGUGGGGGUGUCCCUGGUUCUAGUGGGGGUGUCCCUGGUUCUAGUGGGGGUGUCCCUGGUUCUAGUGGGGGUGUCCCUGGUUCUAGCGGGGGUGUCCCUGAUUCUAGUGGGGGUGUCUCUGGUUCUAGUGGGGGUGUCCCUGGUUCUAGCGGGGGUGGCCCACCCCCUGGUUCUAGUGGGGGUGUCCCUGGUUCUAGUGGUGGGGGUGUUCCUGGUUCUAGUGGGGGUGUCUCUGGUUCUAGUGGGAGUGUCCCUGGUUCUAGUGGGGGUGUCCCUGGAUCUAGUGGGGGUGUCCCUGGUUCUAGUGGGGGUGUCUCUGGUUCUAGUGGGGGUGUCCCUGGUUCUAGCGGGGGUGUCCCUAGUUCUAGCGGGGGUGUCCCUGGUUCUAGCGGGGGUGUCCCUGGUUCUAGCGGGGGUGUCCCUGGUUCUACUGGGAGUGUCUCUGGUUCUCGUGGGGGUGUCCCUGGUUCUAGUGGGGGUGUCCCUGGUUCUAGCGGGGGUGUCCCUGGUUCUAGUGGGGGUGUCCCUGGUUCUAGUGCGGGUGUCCCUGGUUCUAGCGGGGGUGUCCCUGGUUCUAGCGGGGGUGUCCCUGGUUCUAGUGGGAGUGUCUCUGGUUCUCGUGGGGGUGUCCCUGGUUCUAGUGGGGGUGUCCCUGGUUCUAGCGGGGGUGUCCCUGGUUCUAGUGGGGGUGUCCCUGGGUCUAGUGGGGGUGUCCCUGGUUCUAAUGGGGGUGUCUCUGGUUCUAGUGGGGGUGUCCCGGGUUCUAGUGGGGGUGUCCCUGGUUCUAGUGGGGGUGUCCCUGGUUCUAGUGGGGGUGUACCUGGUUCUAGUGGGGGUGUCCCUGGUUCUAGUGGGGGUGUACCUGGUUCUAGUGGGGGUGUCCCUGGUUCUAGUGGGGGUGUCCCUGGUUCUAGUGGGGGUGUCCCUGGUUCUAGUGGGGGUAUACCUGGUUCUAGUGGGGGUGUCUCUCGUUCUAGUGGGGGUGUCCCUGGUUCUAGUGGGGGUGUCCCUGGUUCUAGUGGGGGUGUCUCUGGUUCUAGUGGGGGUGUCCCUGGAUCUAGUGGGGGUGUCUCUAGUUCUAGUGGGGGUAUCCCUGGUUGUAGUGGGGGUGUCCCUGGCUCUAGCCCAUGGGGGUGUAGCCCAGCAGAGGCAGCUUGAAGCGUCA